Molecule: messenger RNA, 898 nt
Organism: Brassica oleracea var. oleracea
Lineage: Eukaryota; Viridiplantae; Streptophyta; Magnoliopsida; Brassicales; Brassicaceae
Product: ylmG homolog protein 2, chloroplastic
Exons: 3
Coding region: 16-813 (265 amino acids)
Biological process (GO): chloroplast fission
Cellular component (GO): membrane
Source: RefSeq, a predicted model, not a curated record
UGAAAUAUCUAUUUUAUGUACUUUAUCUUCCUCACCUUGUGCGAAAAAUCUCAGAGCUCAGCUGCAAUGGAGGCGACUGCGAAUGAACCAGCUACGAAAAGCUCCAAAUCCUCUCCGAGAGUAACGAUACCGAACUUCUUCGUGUCGCUCUCCUCGGCAUUUACGCAAACACCUUCCGCGCGUACGAACAAGCCCAGUUCGCAACUUCUAGCACCAGCUUCAGACUCCGUCAAGUUGAUUCAAGACUUCCAUCGUUCUCUACUCUCCGCGACCGAGAAAUUCGCAGGUUUCUUCCAUUCGCUCGCCGCUAAGAACCCUCUGUUUCAGGAAGCGGUUCGCUUGUCCUCCGGGUUUCGCGGUGUUUGCGACGAUAUUCGUUUGAGGAACACUACAAGGGUUAGGUUUGCCAUGUCGGAUCACGGGUUUGCAGCUGUUCUGCCUGGAGAUUCAGUUGCAGGAACGGUGGUUGCUAACGGGUUGAUAAACUUCCUCAACAUCUACAACACCGUACUUGUUGUCCGUCUAGUACUCACCUGGUUCCCCACUGCUCCUCCUGCCAUUGUUAACCCCCUCAGCACUCUAUGUGAUCCAUACUUGAACAUAUUCCGGGGAGUCAUACCGCCUCUUGGAGGAUUAGAUUUAUCUCCCAUUUUGGCGUUCCUUGUUCUCAACGCCUUCACCAGCAGUGCUAUGGCGCUUCCUUGCGAGCUCCCACCAGCUGAAGGAGCGGCUUCUCCAUCAUCUUGUGAGACAAAGUGGAUGAGAAGGAGAAGGUUGAGUAGCAACCAGAACCAAACACCGAGCUCUGCUUAAACCUUAUUAAAAAAAAAAAACCCUCCUCUUUUCUACGCUUCAUCAUGUGACAUAUACUUUUCGAGUAAUUUCAUUCAUCUGCAUC